AUGGCGGACCCUCUAAGUUUGCUGCGACAGUAUAAUGUUAAUAAAAAAGAAAUAAUAGAACGAGAUAACCAAAUAAUAUUUGGCGAAUUUUCAUGGCCAAAGAAUGUCAAGACAAAUUACUUUAUGUGGGGGUCUGGAAAAGAGGGAGCUGAAAAGGAAUACUAUACUCUGGAAUGUCUUCUAUUUAUUUUAAAGAAUAUUCAAAUAACUCACCCGAUUUACGUAAAACAGGCAGCUGCAGCCAAUAUCCCUCCUGUACGUCGUCCGGACCGGAAGGAAUUACUUGCAUAUUUAAAUGGUGAAACUGCCACAUGUUCAUCUAUAGAUAAGAGUGCACCUUUGGAAAUUCCAACACAGGUUAAACGCACACAUGAGCAUGAUGGGGGAGAAUCAGCUGCAAAGAAGCCUCGAAUUGAGGAGAUCCAUGUUCAAAAAGUCCGGGAGCAGCUCGCUGCACGUCUGGAUGCACCUAAAGAAGCCUCUGUCACAGUUGACAAUAUUAAGUCUCUGUCUGAGGCUAUGUCAGUUGAGAAGAUAGCAGCCAUCAAAGCUAAACGUCUAGCUAAGAAGAGGACAACAAUCAAAAGUAAUGACUAUACCGAUGCACUUGGUGUGGUGGGAUCUGACCUGCGAGCUAUUUUAGACUAUGAUGUCGAUCUCACUAAGGACAUAAUUAGUCGAGAAAGGCAAUGGAGAACAAGGACAACAGUAUUACAGAGCAAUGGAAAGACAUUUUCAAAAAGCAUCAAUGCUCUACUCGGAAGUAUAAAAGCUCGGGAGGAGGGCAGGUCUGGUGUGCCCAGACCACAGCCUGUGGUGAUGCCUCAACCAAAUUCGAUACCUGCACAGCAGACUCAGUAUAACAGAUAUGACCAGGAAAGAUUUAUUAGGCAAAAGGAAGAAACGGAGGGCUUCAAAAUUGAUACUAUGGGGACCUACCAUGGUAUGACUCUCAAGUCGGUGACAGAAGGACCAAGUGUUCCUGUGGCGGCCAGAGCGCCUCCUACACCUAAUCACCCGAGGCAGAUGCCACAAAGUGGACCCAUGCCUGCUACACCAAUUCGUAAAGAACUCCUUCCCGUAGCAGCUGCGCGCACGCCUCUAGGUGGCAGCAAGAGACCAUCACGAACGCCCAUCAUCAUCAUACCAGCAGCGACUACAUCGCUCAUAUCCAUGUUCAAUGUGAAAGACAUGCUACAAGACCUUAAAUUCGUUUCUGUGGAGCAAAAGAAGGCAGAGGGUGUGUCACGCGAAAAUGAAGUACUACUGCAAAGAAGAAAGGGACCCACAGGCGAUGUACCUAAUAAUGCGACAACUAUGACUGUACCAUAUAGAGUGGUGGACAAUCCUAGUCGGCUCACCGCUGCCGAGUGGGACAGAGUUGUAGCUGUGUUUGUGCAAGGUCCGGCUUGGCAGUUCAAAGGCUGGCCAUGGGAUGGAAAUCCUGUUCAGAUAUUUGCUAAUAUAUGCGCUUUCCAUCUGAAAUAUGACGAAAUGAAACUGGACGCGAAUGUGGCGCGCUGGGCGGUCACGGUGCUCAACUUGAGCCGCACUAAACGCCAUCUCGACCGUGCUGUUAUGCUCGGCUUCUGGGAAACACUUGACAAGCACAUGAUGAAGAAUAAACCGCACCUUAGGUUUUAG
Molecule: messenger RNA, 1644 nt
Organism: Leptosia nina
Lineage: Eukaryota; Metazoa; Arthropoda; Insecta; Lepidoptera; Pieridae
Source: the annotation of a GenBank genome assembly